Molecule: messenger RNA, 1906 nt
Organism: Alnus glutinosa
Lineage: Eukaryota; Viridiplantae; Streptophyta; Magnoliopsida; Fagales; Betulaceae
Product: heat stress transcription factor A-2-like
Exons: 2
Coding region: 136-1530 (464 amino acids)
Biological process (GO): regulation of transcription by RNA polymerase II
Cellular component (GO): nucleus
Molecular function (GO): RNA polymerase II cis-regulatory region sequence-specific DNA binding; DNA-binding transcription factor activity
Source: RefSeq, a predicted model, not a curated record
CUUUCUCUCUCUCUCUCUCUCUGUGCAAUUCUUUUGGAUAUAUCGGUGGCUCUUUGUCACUAUGUAUAAACAAACUCUCUCUCUCUCUCUCUUUCUCAGUGAUACUCUCACUUGACCCAAAAAGCCAGAAAACAAAUGGUCGCUGAAAGUGAAGGUGGGGGUGGAAAGAAGCCAAUGAAAGAACAGGUCACAGUAAAACUAGAAGAAAUAGAAGAAGAAGUAGAAGAAGAAGAAGAAGAGGAGGAGGAGGAGGAGGAGGAAGAAAUAGCGGCGCCGUUUGAUGAUGGGUCCUCUUCUUCAUCUUCAUCCACCGCACUGAGAAACGCGGCCUUUGUAUCAAAAGACACCGUUGAGGCCAUCAAGGUGGUCCAUAUCAAAGAAGAAGAAGAGGACGAAGUGGGUGUUGAAGAUAAAGGAAAUUACACUGGUUCUGGCGGCGGCGGUGGAAAUGGACCUUCGUCGUCGUCUUCGUCGGAGGCGGUGCCAAAGCCGAUGGAGGGGCUGCAAGAGCCGGGUCCGCCGCCAUUUCUGAAGAAGAUAUUCGAGAUGGUGGAGGACCCGGAGACCGAUAGAGUGGUGUCGUGGAGUGAGACCCGGGACAGCUUCACCGUGUGGGACGAGCAUGUCUUCGCUCAAGAGCUUCUUCCUCAGUAUUUCAAGCACAGGAACUUCUCCAGCUUCAUUCGACAGCUCAACACUUAUGGUUUCAAGAAGAUUGACACGGAUAAAUGGAAGUUUGCAAACGAAGGGUUUCAGAGAGGGAAGAGGCAUUUGCUGAAGAACAUCAAGAGGAGAAGUCGGUUCAGCAAGCAGCAGCAAGGAGUGGAAACUAGUGUCAAUUUGACGAAACCGGCCGGGUUGGAGUCUGAUGAGCUUGUGAGUCUGAAGAAGGAUCACAAUGUGCUGAAAGUGGAAAUCUUGAAGCUGGGCCAGCAACAAGAGGAAUCACAGAAUCAGAUAACUGCUGUUGAAGAUCGCAUUCGAGGCGCGGAGUGUAGGCAACAACAGAUGCUCCUUUUCCUCACCAAAGUAGCCAAAAGCCCCAGCUGCGUGCAGCAAUUAAUCCAGAAGAGAAAGCAAAAGAGAGAGCUUGAUGGGGUUGAGUUUGGCAAGAGACGCAGAUUGCUAGCCGCCCAAUUGGGCUGUGAAAGCUUGCCUCAUGAGCCCAUUGACACAAGCAAAAGUGUGAAUUGCAGAAACCAACCCCAGGGAGACGUGACAAUUAGUCUAUCUGAACUCUCUGAAAUCUUGCAAGAGGCGGCGGAUGUCCGCCUAAUACAAACACCCUUCCCAGCUCCCAUGGACGACGUUUUGUGCAGCCCUCUUCAGGAUCGGAAGGUCAAUGUGUUGUCUGAUCAUGCGAGCACUAGCCCAGAUAUGUCGUCUGUUUAUCAUGUCAUGUCGGAGAAACUGCUCGCGGACAACUCCAUUAUCGACGAAGAGUUGGCUGUGAAUGACUCAAAAUUCUAUUCGGAGUUCGAGGAUUUGAUUGCCAAGCCACCUGAUUCUUGGGGUGGAUUUGUGAGUUGACUGGUGGAGCCAUCUGGUUGUAUUGGGGCGAUGCUUUGAUCAGUCCAAAUGAUUGUACGUGUUAGCGUUUUGUGAUAUAUAUAUAUAUAUAUAUAUAUAUAUAUAUAUAGGUACAUACGCAGGUUGCAUGAGUAUGUUUAAUUAGAGGCCAUUGCUUCUUCAAUCGUGGAGAGGAGCUGAAGGUUAACGAGGGGGAUCCUCAUCCAUUGCGCGCGGAGGUGGCAAUGGCAUGAUCGAUAAACGAUCAUGCGUGUUCUUUUCUUUUUUCUUUUUUUCCUUUAAUGUUGUGUUCCUUUGUCUUGUAAAAAUUCUUAGUGCUGUCCCACUAUUGCACAGCUUGGUCUGACUUAUAACAUAAAUACCGGUGUUAGAAGCU